AUGGGCUAUGCGAUGCCGGAACAAACUGGUGUCGGCCUUCAUCUUCGGCUCUAUAGUCGUGCAUUUAUCGUCCAGACUAAUCGCUCCAGCAGGCCAGUUGUGUUUGUCAACCUCGAUGCUGGUAUGUCCUCGCAGUUGCUGAAGACUCAGGUCUUGCAACGGCUUAAAUCCGAAUAUGGCAAUAUAUUUGAUCAUGACAAUGUUAUGCUUUCUGCUACCCAUACCCACUCUGGCCCCGCGGGCUUCUUCCAGUACACUCUUUUUGACAUUACCAGCCGUGGGUUUGUCCGGCAGACACUGGAGGUCAUGGUGAAUGGCAUUGUUCAGAGCAUUCGCGCGGCCUAUGCUUCGCUGACCCCCGGACGAAUCCUCUAUGCGGAAGGUCUGCUGAAAAAUGCCAGUAUAAACCGCAGCCCCGUAGCCUACCUGAACAAUCCGCCGUCGGAGCGCUCAAGGUAA
Molecule: messenger RNA, 459 nt
Organism: Dibothriocephalus latus
Lineage: Eukaryota; Metazoa; Platyhelminthes; Cestoda; Diphyllobothriidea; Diphyllobothriidae
Source: the annotation of a GenBank genome assembly